AUGACCGAAAUCACAGAUUCCAAGUUUCCAUCCAGUGCUAUCCUUGCUAAGCUGGGCGAGAACCUCAGUAAAGCCCCUGAAACUGACAGAAAAUCACAAAUCAAGAAGACAAAUGCUGUAUUCGAGCUUCAUCUGAAGAACAAAUCCGGUGAAUCUGCCUGGACUAUUGAUCUUAAGGAUAAAGGUGAGGUUUACAAAGGAAAAGCAAAAACGAAAGCCGACGCAAUACUCACUCUUGAUGAAGACGUUUUCAAGAACUUAGCAGGAGGUACAAUCAACGGUCAGAAGGCUUUCAUGACAGGUAAACUCAAAGUCAAAGGUAACAUGAUGUUAGCUACCAAACUCGAUGGCAUACUCAAGCAGAAUACUUCUAAGCUCUGAGCUCACCCUACGAGAGAUAUCCUUGACGAUUAUUACGAAAUAUAAUGUAUUGUUGUAUUUUAAGUGAAUUGACAUAAGCAACUUUUUGU
Messenger RNA from Wallemia mellicola CBS 633.66, 470 nucleotides. Its product is annotated as sterol-binding-like protein. The record is from RefSeq and is a predicted model, not a curated record. Gene Ontology annotation, cellular component: cytosol. The transcript has 6 exons. The coding region runs from base 1 to 381 and encodes 126 amino acids. NCBI's taxonomy places the organism in Eukaryota, Fungi, Basidiomycota, Wallemiomycetes, Wallemiales, Wallemiaceae.